This is a messenger RNA of Nelumbo nucifera (sacred lotus), 2795 nucleotides long. RefSeq names its product putative methionine--tRNA ligase. Gene Ontology annotation, molecular function: methionine-tRNA ligase activity; ATP binding; tRNA binding. The record is from RefSeq and is a predicted model, not a curated record. Lineage: Eukaryota; Viridiplantae; Streptophyta; Magnoliopsida; Proteales; Nelumbonaceae. Gene Ontology annotation, cellular component: aminoacyl-tRNA synthetase multienzyme complex; cytosol. Gene Ontology annotation, biological process: methionyl-tRNA aminoacylation.
UGGCACCGCUUUAGUGGCAAACGGAAAGUAGAUCGAACAUCGAAGCAAGCUCUCACACUGAAAACAGCCAAGAGAGAGCAACGGAGGCUAGCUCCCAAAAUCCAGUAAACAGAAUUACCGAACCACCUGGAGCUGCAGAUCUGUUCUUCAAUACAAUUAUCAUCUCAACUCUCUCAUUCUAUCGUGUCUAAAACCCUAAAUUUGCAGAUGGCAGACGUAUCGGACGCCGCCGGCGAUCGGAAAGCACCCAAGCUUCCGAUCGAAGGCCAUAGAAACAUUCUGAUUACCAGUGCCCUUCCUUACGUCAACAACGUUCCUCAUCUUGGAAAUAUCAUUGGAUGCGUUUUGAGUGCGGAUGUCUUUGCUCGGUACUGCCGUCUCCGUGGCUAUAAUGCCAUAUAUAUAUGCGGGACCGACGAGUAUGGAACGGCGACUGAGACGAAAGCCAUGGAAGAGAACUGCACUCCUCAGCAGAUUUGUGACAAAUACCAUGCCAUUCAUAGAGAGGUAUAUAAAUGGUUUGACAUAAGUUUUGAUGAGUUUGGGCGAACAUCUACUCCCCAGCAGACUGAAGUUUGCCAAGCAAUUUUCAAGAAGCUUUUGGAGAACAAUUGGCUCUCAGAAAACACCAUGCAGCAGCUGUAUUGUGAUACAUGCAAACGUUUCUUAGCUGACCGGUUUGUGGAGGGUAUCUGCCCCACACCAGCUUGUAACUAUGAAUCUGCACGAGGUGAUCAGUGUGAAAAGUGUGGCAAGAUGUUGAAUCCAACGGAACUAAAGGAUCCUAGAUGCAAGCUCUGUCAGACAACACCACGCAUUCGUGAUACAGACCACUUGUUUCUAGAGCUCCCACUACUAAAGGAUAAAUUGGAAGAGUAUAUUAAUAAAAUGUCAGUGGCUGGAUCAUGGAGCCAGAAUGCUGUUCAAGCUACACAUGCUUGGCUGAAAGAAGGACUAAAACAACGCUGUAUUACAAGGGAUCUUAAGUGGGGGGUUCCUGUUCCACAUGAGAAAUUUAAAGAUAAGGUUUUCUAUGUGUGGUUUGAUGCGCCCAUUGGAUAUGUUUCAAUUUCUAAAUGCUAUACCAAUGAGUGGGAGAAAUGGUGGAAGAAUCCUGAAAAUGUGGAGCUGUAUCAAUUUAUGGGAAAGGAUAAUGUGCCAUUUCAUACUGUAAUGUUCCCUUCUACACUUCUUGGAACUGGUGAAAACUGGACAUUAAUGAAAACAAUCAGUGUUACCGAAUACUUAAACUAUGAAGCAGGAAAGUUCUCCAAAAGCAAGGGAGUGGGAGUUUUUGGUAAUGAUGCAAAAGAUACAAACAUUCCUGUAGAAGUAUGGCGGUAUUACUUACUAACAAAUAGGCCAGAGGUUUCAGACACAUUGUUUACCUGGGUUGACCUGCAAGCGAAACUCAACAGUGAAUUGCUAAACAAUUUGGGCAAUUUUAUAAAUCGAGUGUUGAGCUUCGUCGCCAAGCCUCAAGGCCUAGGAUAUGCUUCUGUCAUUCCAGAUGCUCCAGGUGCAGAAUGCCAUCAGCUAACCAAUACAUUAGCAGAAAAAGUUGGUAAAUUAGUUGAACAGUACGUGGAGGCCAUGGAGAAGGUUAAAUUAAAGCAAGGGCUUAAAAUUGCCAUGAGCAUUUCUAGUGAAGGAAAUGCAUAUCUGCAAGACAGCCAAUUCUGGAAGCUCUACAAAGAUGAUCAAGCUUCCUGUUCCAUUGUUAUGAAAACUUCAAUUGGGCUAGUAUAUCUUCUUGCAUCUUUGUUGGAACCUUUCAUGCCAUCUUUUUCUGCUGAGGUUCUGAAGCAGCUUAACUGUCCUCAAACACAACUUUCACUUUGUGAUGAAAAAGGAGAUGUUGAGAGGGCAAAGAAACCUUGGGAGAUUCUACCUGCAGGUCAUGAGAUAGGGGUGCCUGCGCCACUAUUCAAGGAAUUGAAAGAUGAAGAGGUGCAGUACUUCAGGGAGAGGUUUGCUGGAAGUCAAGCUGAUAGGGUUUUGAAGGCAGCAGAGGCUGAAGCAAAAAAGGUUGCUGAGCAACUGAAGAAAACAAAAAUUUCAGAUGGAAAUGGGAAAAAAAAGCCAAGCAAAUCUACAACUGAAACCAAACCAAAGGCAGCUGCUGAAGCAGAAAUUUCCAUCAGUAGGCUUGAUAUCCGUGUUGGCAUCAUAACAAAGGUUCAGAAACAUCCUGAUGCUGAUUCCCUCUAUGUUGAGGAGAUUGAUGUGGGUGAAGGAUCASCAAGAACUGUUGUUAGUGGACUCGUCAAAUACAUUCCCCUCGAAGAAAUGCAGAAUCGGAAAGUUUGUGUUCUUUGCAAUCUGAAGCCGGCAACCAUGCGGGGUGUUAAAUCACAGGCAAUGGUUCUUGCUGCUUCCAACAGUGAUCACACGAAAGUUGAAUUGGUUGAUCCACCUCAGUCUGCUCCCGUAGGAGAGCGCUUAACAUUUCCAGGAUACGAAGGUGAAGCAGAUGGCGUUCUCAACCCUAAGAAGAAAGUCUGGGAAACAGUACAGGUAGAUCUGCACACUGACAAUGAGCUAGUGGCUCGCUACAAGGAUGUUGCCUUCACCACAUCAGCAGGUGUUUGUAAGGUGGCAUCCAUAUCUGGAGGCUCCAUUCGGUAGAUCCAUGUGCCCGCGCUAUCGACUUCCCCAAUUUUGCCCCUACAACAUUAUUAUUCUUGUUAAAUUCAUCUUGUUUGUUAUUUAUGUUACUUGUUACAAUAGAAGGAAUUUUGAUUUCCCCAAGAAAUUGUAAGUGCUAAUUCCAAGUACAGUGGUGGUCUUUGUUC